Messenger RNA from Glycine soja, 854 nucleotides. RefSeq lists its product as uncharacterized. Lineage: Eukaryota; Viridiplantae; Streptophyta; Magnoliopsida; Fabales; Fabaceae. The record is from RefSeq and is a predicted model, not a curated record. Bases 112 to 444 code for a protein of 110 amino acids. The transcript has 3 exons.
CGUUUAGAUAAUAACUGAAAACCCUGCCUAGACCAAUAUUUGUGACGCAAACGCAAGAAGCAACGCUUUGAGUUCAGCGAGGAAGUAGGUUGUGGAUAUUGAUAGAAACAAAUGAGAUCCGACGCCUUCCAAACAGCUAACAUUUAUCGCCUUCUUCUCAAGGCAGUCAAGAAACAUAUUGGGAAGGAAGAGAACAAGAGACAUUUUAUAGAAUUUGUAACCUCAGAGUUCCGUAACAACCGAAAUUUGUCUGACUGUGUGGCUAUCCAACAGAAAAUAAAGCUUGCUCGUGAUUAUACUUUUCUUCUUAACAGUGUACACCAUCACAAGGAUUUACUUUUUUCAUACAAUAUUGCCGUGGAUAGGUCAGAUGAAGUAAAAAGGACUCUUGGAAAAUCUGCUUCUAGUGUUGGUCUUCAGCUUCCCGAGGUUUAUCAGCCAUAAUGAUUGGUAGUGUUCAUUUUUGCAUGCAUGGAACAUGCCUUUGUACUACACUGUAGAUUUUGGUGGGGUGACUGUUUCUUCUGAAUGAAAAAAAUGGUUUCAUAGCUUUUUAUCCAGAACGAAAAAACUUAACGAAGAGUAAGAGGAAUGGGAUUUAGUGCUGAUGAAUAAAUUAUAUCAUUCACUCAUUAGUUCAUUUCUUUCUAAUAAGAAAAUCUAUUAUACAAUUGUAAUAGAUAUAUUUCUUUCCAAUUAAGUGCAUGUCUUUCAAGGUUUCUAAUUUUGAGUUGCUUCUACGGAUGUUUGCAAUUCAAAUUCAGGUCUAGGUUUAGGUUGUUUCCUUUUGGAAUUUUAUUGCUAGCUUGGCGAACUCCAUCUAAUAAAUGUCUUAUUCAUACAUUUUGGCCCAA